GAAUUGACUAAAAGUGAUAGAAAUUGUACUUACUAUGCAUGUAAGAAUUACAAAGUCAAAAUGUUGAUACAGUGUAUGCGGUAUCCCACUUACUCAGUGCUUAAGAUGCAAAAAAUAUAUGUAGAAAGCAGUCUGCACAGUUUACUUAAGGCAAGGACUUCAUCGCAGAUGAUCUCUAGAACUUUUCUAAUAAACAGUAAGUCAAAACAGUGGACAGUCCAAAAACUUCAUUGUCAGAAUCAGUAUUCUUGCUUACAAGUCCAAAAAUUGAUGAACUCCGGUCAUGUAAAACCUUUCAAUUUAACUUGUUAUAGAAUUUGCUGUAGGCUUUAUUCAGAUAUGAAAGAUGAUGAAAUUGUGAAAUCGUGGAUAAACAAAAUUAAAGAAGACUUUAAGAAGGGAAACAAAGAAGCUGUUAGUGCAGAGUCUUUUGAUGAAAAAAGUGAUGAAAUAAAUUCAAGUAGUGGUGAUAAUAUGGACAGUGAUAGCGACAUUGAAAAGCUACAUUCUAGUUUAGAUGAAGACUUCGACAAACUGGAGAAGCAGGGAUUCACAACUGAAGAAAUUAUAGACUUACUGAAAAAAUCUAAAUCUCUUGAAGACAUUGAAGAAGACUUUGAAGAUUCGGAUUCAGAAAGUGAUGGUGUGAAUCAGGUGAAAGAGUCUGAUAAAUUAUCUGCAGAUUCAACAGAAUCUUCAGAUGUAAAUGAAGAUGGUGUAAAUGAAAAGUCGAAAGAUGAAAUAAGUGGAAGUAGAAUGGUAGAGGAGGAUUGGGCAGUUGUUAAAAUGAGAGAUGAUGUUAAGAUAGAUUGGUCUGUUGUAGAGAUUGAAGACUUUGUCAAUGUUGCUGAAGCUGAGGAUGAGGAUGAUUAUACUUGGGAGUCACCUGUCGACUUUGUUCGAGGAAAGACUGGCGUAUUUGAAAUAGAAGAGAUAAUAACUGUGUUAAGAGCUGCCAAUGCACAAGAUAUCGUCACAAUAGAGGUACCAAAGAACCUCAAUUUUGCUGACUAUAUGGUGAUAGUGAGUGCUAGAUCAAUGAGACAUAUGAAAGCAAUGUUAGCUGACAUAAAAUGGAUUCACAAAAGGAAGAAGAACAAAAAAGACAAAUACAUGAGGAUAGAGGGAGAGGAUUCAGAAUGGUGUGCUGUUGACUUGGGUAAUGUUGUGCUUCAUGUUUUUAUGCCAGCCUUAAGGGAGCUGUAUGACCUCGAAACACUGUGGACCGUUGGAGCAAAGUUUGAUCCCCAGUGUACAGAGGCUACUGCAGACCCGUACGUCUUCUCUGCAGAUGAUCUCCCUUGGCUAAAAGAAUUGGAGCAGGGUGCGUUUAACUCCGAUGCACAGAAUUCAUGAUGACUUGUUACUUUGUGAAAUUGAGAAUUUCAACUUAUUACAUAUAAUUGAGCGGCGUCACGACAAAACCAACAUAAUGGCUUUGUGACCAGCAUGGA
Molecule: messenger RNA, 1454 nt
Organism: Ruditapes philippinarum (Manila clam)
Lineage: Eukaryota; Metazoa; Mollusca; Bivalvia; Venerida; Veneridae
Exons: 5
Coding region: 61-1356 (431 amino acids)
Biological process (GO): negative regulation of ribosome biogenesis; negative regulation of translation
Cellular component (GO): mitochondrion
Molecular function (GO): ribosomal large subunit binding
Source: RefSeq, a predicted model, not a curated record